AUGACAUCCUUAACAACAACCCCAGACGGCACCCCCGAAUACACAUGCUCAGCAUGGGCUGCAUUCGAUGCUCUCCAACUAUGCUUCACACCACUACCACAACUACGACAUUACUACCGCUACGGCUCAUGGAAGGACUGUGCGCCGCCACGCAAAGAGUUUCUGUUUUGUAUACAGAUGAAGAGUAAAACUGCGGACGAAGGGCAGAAGCUGAUUGGAGAACGGCAUCAGGAGAAGGAGAGGAGAAAGUUUGAAGAUAGGCCGUCUAUUGGUGUUUGGAAGCUUCGUGAAUCGCCACCACCAGACUUUCCACCACCUCUAUCAUCAAUACCGCACAGUCUACCAUCAUAG
This is a messenger RNA of Synchytrium microbalum, 351 nucleotides long. RefSeq lists its product as uncharacterized. NCBI's taxonomy places the organism in Eukaryota, Fungi, Chytridiomycota, Chytridiomycetes, Synchytriales, Synchytriaceae. The record is from RefSeq and is a predicted model, not a curated record. The transcript has 4 exons. Bases 1 to 351 code for a protein of 116 amino acids.